CAUUUAGGAUCCCACAAAAAAAACAACAAAAAGCCCACUCAAGAAAUCAUGUCAGAAAUCCGCCCUUUCAAGAUAGCAGUACCCGAGGGAGAGCUCGCAAAGCUCAAAGCCAAACUGAAUGCCGCGUCCCUGCCGCCGGAAACGGCCUUCUCCAACGACUGGGAGCGCGGAAGCCCUCGGGCGGACGUGAAGCGUCUCGUGGCACGCUGGAGGGAAGGCUUCGACUGGCGUGCGGCAGAGGCGGAACUCAACAAGAUUCCUCAGUUCACAACCAGCGUCGACGUCGAUGGGUUUGGCAGCAUGGAGAUGCACUUUAUUCAUCACCGGAGCCAAGAUGAGAAUGCCAUCCCGCUGUUGUUUUGUCAUGGAUGGCCUGGUGGCUUCUGGGAAGUCAGGAAAUUACUCCCGUUACUUACAUCUCAAAAUGUGGGAGAGCCGUCUUUUCAUGUGGUAGCACCGUCACUUCCAAACUUUGGCUUCUCUGAAGAGGUCACCAAGCCUGGCUUCAAUGGCAGAAAGUACGCCGAGGCAGCACACAAGGUAAUGCUACGGCUCGGUUACGACAAGUAUGUCACUCAAGGUGGUGAUUGGGGUUACAGGAUCACACGGGCCCUUGAUCAACUGUAUCCGGAAAACGUCCUCGCCUCACACAUCAACAUGAUCCUCGCAGAUCCCCCUACCCUGCUCCAGCAUCCCAUCUUGUACCUCCGCGCCCUGCUCACCCCACACACGGCAUCCGAGAAGGCCAUGGUGGCAAACGUCAAGAAGAUCAUGGACAAUGGCAUGGGCUAUAACCUCCAGCAGUCCACCAAGCCCGCAACCAUUGGCUUCGCCCUCGCCGACAGCCCCGUCGCGAUGCUGGCGUGGCAGUACGAGAAGCUGAUAGGAUGGAGCGACGACGACUACCGCUGGACCGACGACGAAGUCCUCACCUGGGCCUCGCUGUACGUCUUCUCCCGACCGGGACCGGCCGCCAGCGUGCGCAUCUACUACGAGGACAAGAUGGGGGCGGACGGAUUCGGCAGGGACAGUAGGGGCAUCAAGGAGUCAAAGAGGUGGAACGGGGCUGUGCCGCUAGGUCUCUCGUCGUUCCCGCGCGACAUGGGUGCUCUCAUUUCUUCUGGGAGGACUCUAGGGCCUGUUGUUUUUGAGAGGGCGCAUGAGAAGGGUGGUCACUUCCCUGCGACCGAGAGGCCUGAGGUGCUGGCUGGCGACCUCAAGGAUAUGUUUUCGCUCUCGCCGGGAGGGUUUGGGAGGGCGGUUCAGGAAAAGUUGAAGUCGAAGUGACAUGGACCAACAGUACUGGAUUAAGAGCAGCCAGGCUCCUUCAAAAUAUGUCUCCGAUGCUAUUCCUCCUCGUCCUCUACACAAGCGCAAAUACAUCGGUCUGCGGAGCCUUCAUAUAUUGUGCUGUCUCGAAGACGAAGCUGCUGCUAUAUUUCCUCACCAUACCCACGCCCGCCACGGCGAUCUCCUUGUUCCUGUUGACGGAACAUUUGGCUGGGGUGCUGGGCCGGCACCUAUCACAAUAAGAAAAACACUGGUGAGGACGCAUGCGUGUUGGUGAGGAGGGAGGUGGUUGUUCUUUUUUUCUGCGGAAGCCAAACAAAACGCCAGUCACUUCGCGCACGUGGAAUCGGCAGAUCCGCAGUUCCCUUGAUAGGGCUGUUUAUGCCAUGGCUCAGGUCGAUCGGUGGCCCUUAUAUUUGGUUAGCUUUCAAGAGGGCAACAUAGGCCCUUUGCGCCUCUUUUCUAUUGGUAUAGAGAAAAGUGUUGACCGGUCAAUGUCUUUGAGUAGUCAUGAGCCAUGCAGGCAGUAGAUGAUCCCAUUUGCACAGUGAAAAGGUAGUAAGCACCUGCAGUUGGGAUGCGCGUUGGCAUAACACUUAGUUACAGGCCCUUUUUUUUUGUGAGAUCUGGUUUAUUAGUAUAGCAAUUUGGUACAGAA
Molecule: messenger RNA, 1948 nt
Organism: Pyricularia grisea
Lineage: Eukaryota; Fungi; Ascomycota; Sordariomycetes; Magnaporthales; Pyriculariaceae
Exons: 3
Coding region: 49-1287 (412 amino acids)
Biological process (GO): epoxide metabolic process
Molecular function (GO): epoxide hydrolase activity
Source: RefSeq, a predicted model, not a curated record